Periophthalmus magnuspinnatus is the source of this 1704-nucleotide messenger RNA. RefSeq names its product RuvB-like AAA ATPase 1 (gene ruvbl1). The record is from RefSeq and is a predicted model, not a curated record. The coding region runs from base 154 to 1524 and encodes 456 amino acids. Gene Ontology annotation, cellular component: R2TP complex; Swr1 complex; NuA4 histone acetyltransferase complex. NCBI's taxonomy places the organism in Eukaryota, Metazoa, Chordata, Actinopteri, Gobiiformes, Gobiidae. The transcript has 11 exons. Gene Ontology annotation, molecular function: ATP hydrolysis activity; DNA helicase activity; ATP binding. Gene Ontology annotation, biological process: box C/D snoRNP assembly; chromatin remodeling; regulation of transcription by RNA polymerase II.
CCCUAGUAACCCACAUGGUAACCAAUUUCCUUGUGUUUUGAGUUUCGGCGGCUUUUGUGGAGGCAAGACAGUCUCUACGGAUUUUGGGCUGUUUUCCACCUACAGGAAUAAUUUGUGGUUUUAUUAGUGCUUGUUUUCAUAGAUACAAUAGGUAUGAAGAUCGAGGAGGUGAAGAGCACAACGAAAACCCAGCGUAUCGCAUCUCACAGUCACGUCAAAGGACUGGGACUGGAUGAGGCCGGUAAUGCUAAGCAGGCAGCAUGUGGUUUGGUGGGGCAAGAAGCUGCAAGAGAGGCUUGUGGUAUCAUUGUGGAGCUAAUCCGUUCAAAGAAGAUGGCUGGAAGAGCAGUAUUAUUAGCAGGGCCACCAGGUACAGGAAAGACUGCUUUAGCGCUGGCUGUGGCACAGGAGUUAGGAAACAAGGUGCCUUUCUGUCCAAUGGUUGGCAGUGAAGUUUACUCCUCAGAGAUCAAAAAGACAGAAGUGCUGAUGGAGAAUUUCAGAAGAGCCAUUGGCCUGCGUAUCAAAGAAACAAAGGAGGUGUAUGAAGGAGAGGUGACAGAGCUGACUCCCUGUGAGACGGAGAACCCCAUGGGCGGAUAUGGCAAAACCAUCAGCCACGUCAUCAUCGGUCUGAAGACUGCCAAAGGCACCAAGCAGCUCAAGCUUGAUCCCAGCAUUUAUGAAAGUCUUCAAAAGGAGAGAGUUGAAGUGGGAGACGUCAUCUACAUCGAGGCCAACAGUGGAGCCGUGAAGAGACAAGGUCGCUGUGACACAUUUGCGACUGAGUUCGACCUGGAGGCAGAGGAGUACGUGCCGCUGCCCAAAGGAGACGUCCACAAGAAGAAGGAGAUAGUUCAAGACGUGACGCUGCACGAUCUGGAUGUGGCCAACGCAAGGCCUCAGGGAGGACAGGACAUUCUCUCUAUGAUGGGACAGUUAAUGAAACCCAAAAAGACAGAAAUUACAGAUAAGCUGCGUGCAGAGAUAAACAAAGUGGUAAACCGGUACAUAGACCAGGGUGUGGCGGAGCUGGUGCCGGGGGUUCUGUUUGUGGAUGAGGUUCACAUGUUGGACAUCGAGUGCUUCACGUACCUCCACCGAGCACUGGAGAGCACUAUCGCCCCCAUCGUCGUGUUCGCCUCCAACCGUGGAAACUGCCUCAUCAGAGGGACAGAGGACAUCAGCUCUCCUCAUGGCAUCCCUCUGGACCUGCUGGACCGAGUCAUGAUCAUCAGGACCAUGAUGUACACACCACAGGAGAUGAAGCAGAUUAUUAAGAUUCGUGCUCAGACUGAAGGCAUCAACAUCAGUGAAGAGGCUCUCACACAUCUGGCAGAGAUCGGCUCAAAAACUACACUCAGAUACGCAGUGCAGUUGCUGACCCCGGCCAGCCUUUUGGGGCGUGUUCAGGGCAAAGAAAACGUGGAGCGAGAACAAGUAGAAGAAAUCAACGAACUUUUUUACGACGCAAAAUCCUCGGCCAAAAUUCUCCAGGACCAACAGCACAAGUUUAUGAAAUGAACACAAAUCCAGUUUUAUUCUGAGCCAAUAGACGAAAGCAUUUCUCUGCAUAGUAUAUUUAUGCAACUUUUCAUCACUCACCCAAUGUUUCUGUUCUGUUUCCUUCAUAUGUUGUUCUGUUGAAUUAGUUUUAUUUGUUACAGCUGGGAAAUUAUUCCUAAUAAAAGAAAACAAAUAUUU